CAUGCAAGCAGUCUCAACCUUUGAUGCACAUAAGACUGCCAUAUCAUCGCUCGUUUUCUCAAGAAGGUUCUUGAAAUUGUAGCAAGACAAGUAGAACACAAUGGCAACACGUUCAGUUCCCCAGCUCUCGCUUGAGGCAGCGCUCGUAGCCUCACAAGCAGCCCAAGAGAAGGCGAAGUCAAUGGGAAUAGACUUCAAUAUCGCCCUCGUCGACAACUCACUGUACCUCCUCCACUUCACCCGCAUGCCCAACGCGAAACUCACAUCCGUCGACAUUUCCAUCAAUAAAGCAUUCACCGCCGCAGGGCAUCGUGUCCCAACCUCAACUUACACAACAACCACGAAGAACUUCUUGCCUGGAGGUCCUGGCUACGGAAUUCACAACUCCAAUGGUGGGAGGUUCACAUUGAUUGGAGGAGGUCUGCCUAUCGAGAUCGAUGGACAAGUUGUCGGCGCCAUUGGAGUGAGCACGGGUACACCAGCUCAAGAUACGGAGGUCGCACAGGCAGGAGUGGACGCAUUGUUAGCGUGGAACAGGAGGCGGGGAGGCAGUAAGCUGUAGCUGAGUGCAUCGAAGCGAGGUGAUGUGAUAAUGAUGAUGAUUUUGUACGAUACUAGGCGCUUUUGUCCAGGCGUC
Molecule: messenger RNA, 637 nt
Organism: Cercospora beticola
Lineage: Eukaryota; Fungi; Ascomycota; Dothideomycetes; Mycosphaerellales; Mycosphaerellaceae
Product: GlcG/HbpS family heme-binding protein
Source: RefSeq, a predicted model, not a curated record